Molecule: messenger RNA, 1926 nt
Organism: Cicer arietinum (chickpea)
Lineage: Eukaryota; Viridiplantae; Streptophyta; Magnoliopsida; Fabales; Fabaceae
Product: pectinesterase-like
Biological process (GO): cell wall modification
Molecular function (GO): pectinesterase activity; enzyme inhibitor activity
Source: RefSeq, a predicted model, not a curated record
UAGUAUUUUUUGGUCUAUAUAAGCAUGAUGAAGUUACACAGAUAUCAUAGUGAGCAACCAGUACUAGCUAGCUUAUCAGUAUGGCUACUACUCAAGAAUCUUUGCUAGACAAGCCAAGAAAAUCCCUUCCUAAAACCUUUUGGUUAAUCCUCUCUUUAGCUGCUAUCAUAUCUUCAUCAGCCCUUAUUGCUACUCAUCUCAAGAAACCAAUCUCUUUCCACCUUACCUCAGCUCCCCAUGUGUACUGCGAACAUGCUCUUGAUGCAAAAUCCUGCUUAACUCAUGUAUCAGAAGUAUCUCAAGGACCAAUCUUGGUCACCACAAAAGACCACAAAUUGCAUGUACUCUUAUCCUUAUUAACCAAGUCCACCACACACAUUCAAAAAACUAUGGACACAACAAACGCUAUUAAAAGCCGAAUUAACAGUCCUAGAGAGGAGACAGCAUUGCGUGACUGUGAACAACUAAUGGAAAUUUCCAUGGACAGAAUUUGGGACUCAAUGUUGGCCCUAACGAAAAAUACAAUUGACUCACAGCAAGAUGCACAUACAUGGCUAAGCAGUGUGCUCACUAACCAUGUAACUUGCUUGGAUGGAUUAGAAGCCAUAUCUCAGGUACUUAUGGAAAGUGACUUUCAAGACUUGAUAUCCAGAGCUAGAACUUCUCUGGCUGUGUUUCUUGCUGUUUUUCCUCAACAGGGUCAUGACCAAUUUGUCGAUGAAACAUUAAAUGGCGAUUUUCCGUCGUGGAUUACAAGCAAGGAUAGGAGGCUUUUGGAGUCUUCAGUUGGGGACAUAAAGGCAAAUGUUGUGGUGGCUAAAGAUGGAAGUGGCAAGUUCAAGACAGUGGCUGAGGCUGUUGCAACUGCACCAGACAAUGGUAAGACAAGGUAUGUUAUCUAUGUGAAAAAAGGAACAUACAAAGAGAAUAUAGAAAUUGGCUCGAUAAAGAAGAAUGUGAUGCUUGUGGGUGAUGGUAUGGAUGCAACAAUAAUCACAGGCAACUUGAAUUUCAUUGAUGGAACAACCACCUUUAAAAGUGCAACUGUUGCUGCUGUUGGGGAUGGUUUUAUAGCACAGGACAUUGGGUUCCAAAACACAGCAGGUGCAGAAAAGCACCAGGCAGUGGCUCUCCGUGUCGGUGCCGACCAAUCUGUCAUCAACCGUUGCCGCAUUGACGCCUUUCAAGACACUCUCUAUGCACACUCCAACCGGCAAUUUUACCGUGACUCUGUCAUUACAGGUACCAUUGACUUCAUCUUUGGAAACGCAGCUGUAGUGUUCCAGAAGUGCAAGUUGGUGGCCCGAAAGCCCAUGGCCAACCAAAACAACAUGUACACGGCCCAAGGUCGAGAAGACCCAGGUCAGAACACAGGAACUUCAAUUCAACAAUGUGACUUAACACCAACUGCAGACCUUAAACCUGUGGUGGGCUCCAUCAAAACUUUCCUCGGCCGCCCAUGGAAGAAAUACUCCAGGACUGUUGUGAUGCAAUCCUUUCUGGAUAGCCACAUUGAUCCAACAGGAUGGGCUGAAUGGGACGCCGCGAGUAAGGACUUUCUACAAACAUUGUACUACGGAGAGUACAUGAAUAAUGGAGCAGGUGCUGGUACCAGCAAGAGAGUGAAUUGGCCUGGUUAUCAUGUCAUCACAAGUGCAGCAGAGGCUAGCAAGUUUACAGUAGCACAACUAAUCCAAGGUAAUGUUUGGUUGAAGAACACAGGGGUGGCUUUUAUUGAGGGAUUGUAAUAUGAUUAUAUGAGCAUGAGUGAGCAAGUUUGUAUUGGUUUUUUUCUGACGUGAGUGAAUGUUAUAGAAAAUAAAAUAGAAAAUUUGUUCUUUGUGUGAAAAAUUUCUAAUGCAGAAUGUUUUAGUCUUCUAUGGUAUUGUAAUGAAUGUGUUAAAUCUGGACUAAAAGUUAAGAUAA